AUGUCGCUGUUUACAGCGCUCAAUUUCACACCAGAUGAAGCACUUCAGGAGGCAGAACAACAUUCCCGCGAAUUGCAGGUGGAAGAGAGCUUCAAAGUCUACCAGAGUGCUCUAUUGCAUCUGAAGGCCAAAAAGUUUGAACAGGCAGAGGAUAAAUUCAAGGAGCUCUUCAGCAUCGACGUAAUUAAGGCUGAUAGGUGGGGGCAAUUCAAAUAUAGCAGUGCUAUUCUAGAGACGCUUCGAUACCUAGCGUACCGUAAUCGCGGAGUGUUUUAUUACCGUUAUUUGCAGGACAAAUACGGCAGUAUAGAGCCGCACGACGUCGUGGAAUACACACUUCGUACAGUGGAAAACCUAAUUGAUGCUUUGCAACAUGGGGAUUGUGAUUUUGCGGUAUCCAAACUACUUCUGGACAUUUUCACAAGCUUCAGGAGCCCGAAAUUGCAACGGCUUGUUCUGGAGUAUGAAUUGGUAAAAAGCUCAGAGCUCACAAUGACACUGAACAGGAGGCGCUCUGUUCUCCCGGAAACUCGCGGCUUUAUUUUCAAUUAUGUGCAACUUCUGAAAGAACUGCGAGAUACAUUGUCCUUAGAGGCUGACUCCGUAACGCGUCUAAAGAGGUUUAUAGCGUCAAAACCUGAAAAUGUCUCGCCCUUACCACCGUUUUUGUCGCAAAUUCAGAAGAUGCGACUAGAGGACAGCUUAAGUCUUAAAGAGCCUAAUGUGAUAGAAGCUGAAAUUAAUGAAAUCAGCUGGGAAGCAGUGGCCGAUGCCAUUACAUCUGCACUUCCGAAGUACAAACACUCGAACUUUUUCAGUCGUAUCUCUGACCCUUACAAUGAAGCCGAGGAACCUAUAGAGCAUCUAAAGUUCGUUUUCAAGGAGGCCGAUAAUGACCACACAGCACUAGAAUCCGAGCAAACGAUACAAGAGCCCAAAGCCGCAACCAUCAUGGAUGACGCUGGUGGAAAUGGCCCACAUAGAAACCAAGAUGCUUCAACGAUAACGAAUGACGCCGUUGAAGACCAAUUAAACGGAAACAAAAGAAAACUAGAAUCAGACGACGCUGAUAAACCCUCACAGAGAUCCAGCAAGAGAUUCAAAGAGAAACCUCCCGCUGUUAUUGACAGUAAAAACAUGGACACGCACGAACGAUUCUUCAAUGUAAUAAACGACAUCUCGAUUUCUCUAGGGUAUUCCUUUAGGCUAAGCGUAGAGAAGAUGAACCCAUUGGAUCUCGAUCAGGAAGCACCAGAGUUUUGUGCUAUCUCUGACCUCUACGAAUGCCUAGGUUCUUGGACUAACAAGCAUAGCGAGUUCUUGAAUCAAAGUGAGACUAAGAACUCAAGAAACUCCGAGAGCGAAGUGGAAAGCUCUUUUCAGCUAAACGCGCUGAUAAGAACAAGCGUUUUGUCGGGAGAUAACUGCCCGAUUGAAUCUCUCACAGAUUUACCCUCCGACGAAAUACAAACAUUCAUUGAUAAAAUUAACCUACAAGACCACCAUUUCCAGGAGGUUAGACUUCAAUUGCUCGACAUUCUAUUAUCCACGCGCCAAGAUGGAAGAUGUUUAAUCAUAGAUACGUUUUGGAGUCCCUUACUUUUCAAAGCUGUCGAAUCCUUAGUCAUGAGUGUUGACGGGAAUCUAUACUACAUGAUGGUUGAGAACAACACUAGAAUGCUCUCCCUCGGGCUUUCAACUUAUGAGAUUCUCGUUAACAUGAUGGGCAUUAUUCACAGCAACAUCAACGCCAAAAGGCUUCAAGGCCAGAAAAUCAAUGAACUUGAGACUCAGAAGAACAAGCUUGAACGUAAAAUAAGUACGUGGACCGUUCUUUUGGAAGAUGUGGAAUUGAAAGAUGAGCGAUCUCGCUUUCGCUUUUUGUGGGCAAAAUUUUGUUCUCUCCAAUACACGAUAGGCAUAAAUGACGACAAGCUGAUCGAUAGCUUGCAAGAAAUGGAAGGGUCUAUCGAAAAACAUGCACCAUCGGUGAAUGUACCAUAUUCAAAUUAUAGCACUAUCCCCCAGCUUAACUUGAAAGCAGUGCAAAGCCAGCUAUCAAGACUAAAAAUAGUGCGAAAAAUCACCUCCAUCGAUAUCAACGCACCAAGUCAUAAUAAUGAUGCUGCUACUGAACAGCAGAUGCAGUUGAUCAAAUACGCUUUAGUGUUCGAGGAGAAAAUGCGAAUGGAGCCUUCAGAGGAGGAUUCAAUGGAGGCUUUUUUGAAAGACUCUCCUUUUCUUUUGAAGGUAAAACUGUGGAGACUUCUAAUAUCGUACUACAGUCGCCGGGACAUGAAGCUCGCCGUUUCAAUCUUUUUCAGAAUUUUGAACAUCCUUCACUCCAAAAUUUGUUGCGCAAACUACAAAGCACAGUCACAUUUGCAACGACAACAGACGCUUUUACUUACCAUAAGCUGCAUGGGGGGCUUCACUAGAGACCUUCUCGAUCUUAUUUUUGAACAUUUGAGAGUCGAGCUUGUUGAGCAAGUGGACAUCAAGCCGGGUCUUUUAAUUUUGUUGAAAUGGUUGAAUCUUCUCUAUCCGAUCGUCUUUUUCGAAAGUUUGUGCCAGAAUGACUCCACAAUGAAAUCGUUCUUCAGUAAAGCGAAGAAAUCUUCGAGUAAACUUAAAAAUAUUUUCGCAGACCUAGUCACAUCUACCAUCUACAUCUGUCGCAUUUUGGAAUCUUGUGACCCCAACUUUUUGAAACGACAGUACGGGCUUAUUGAUUUGAUUGAGACCUCUCAUGAAUUGAUGGGACAGUUCAACUUCUGUGAUGCUUCCAAUGGAUCUUACCUCAGUUUUUCAGAGCAGAUAUUGUGCGACAAAGGAGAUGAAAAAGGCUUUAAACAUAUUAGGCAAGUUCUAUGGUGUCAAUAUCAUUUCAUUGUCGGUGGCGAGAACAGCACCGUAAAGCAACAUAACACGAAGGGGAGGGAAAUGAACCAGGAAAGUGCCGUCGCUGCCGGGAAGUUUCUGAUCGAUUCACAUUACAGCGAUAAAAAUCUAUUGAUCGCUUGCGGAAAUAAGACAAAUCUCAAACAGAUACUGGAUAACAUCAUUCAGGUGAUCGGAGACGUUAAUUUUAUGGGAAACCACAUCUUAGCUCGCAACGACUUCUUCUUGGAGCAGUACUUGAAGUCAAUGAUAACGACCGACAUUUUCAGAGCAGCAUAUGCCGGGGAAAUUUCAGUUGAACUCCUGGAGCCUAACGAUGGCCUUCAAAGCGUGGCAGAUACGGGCAUUUUUUAUGUCGCAGCUAUUCAGGCUUUGAACCUUUACAAGGUACGCAAGAAGGCUACCCAAGCGCGGCCAUCUGAGCUGGACUCCAUUAUCACGACGCUUAAGACUGAUAUACUCUACAAGACGGAGCGCUUUGAAAGCUGGUUUCUUUUGGGCAAAUGCUAUUCCUUCCGGGUAGAGGAUGACCUUAUUUGGACUUCGGACAAGCUAGCCACCCACGAGAAGAGAAGGGGCACCACGGAAUUACAAAGGCAGUCCAUAUUGUGCUAUUUGAUGGCCCUAGGAAUUGCAACGCGCAACAGGAGCAAGUUUCAGGAAGGCCCUAAUUUACGCGAUUACCAUCAAAUUUUGAAAGAACUUCUCGAAACACUGUCGGAAGAAUUACUGAAUGGCUUUUUGAAGCCAAUGGAAAAGUCAUGCUUUCAGUGGAACUCGCCAUCGGCCUUAAAAUUGAAAGCAGAUGGAGAAAUCUGUAUCAGCUCUGCACCACUUGCACAAUCUGUGAGUGACUAUAACAUCGAGCAGGCCAUUCUCGUUGGACUAUCUAAAGCUAUUCAGAUAGAGACGGUGAAUCUGGGUCUUCAGCUCUCCCAACGCAACUGGAAAAGCUUUUACUAUUCUGCGAAAAUAAUAUUUAAAAGGUGCAUGCGAGAAUUCAAGUCUGUGGGACUUGACAUGCUUUUGGAGGCAUGUAGCCUUUCGGAAGAUGCCGCGAGUACAAAGGAUGUGAUACUAGAACCACACUAUUUUCUGGUCACGUCGUGUUUCAAGCUAGUCCCCAGACACAUUUUAACGGCAAAGCAAGCCUUGUCAUACCUUCGCUUGGAUAACAGUGUUUUCAAAAAAGAAGACAGCUUCUGGGAGUGUGAAGAAAGUAAUGAACUGGAGGAAACUAGCAAAAACUUCAAUGAGAAGAUUCUAGACCUAUUACGAUGCCUGGUAGCUCUCGAUAAAACGAAAUGGCAUCAUCGGCCAAAAUAUCGCAUUGCAAGGAUUCUUUAUGAUCAGUUUGGCGAUCUGGACGGCGCUAUUGCAGAGAUGGACGAGAUCAUGUUUUUGAAAAGUUCCAAUAAAAGUCUGGUCAAUAUAUGGAAGCCCGAGUUUGAACGCCCCGGAAAACACUUCAUCUACACGUACCAGUAUGUGAUGUUUUACCUGGACCUAUUGUUCUGUCGCCACGACUACACGAACAUUGCUCUGGUAGCCAAGAAACUAAAGCGAUUUGGUGCAGGUAUGGUCAACGUGGGCCUAGCAAGUGAUCGGGCACUGAGACUUUUUUGUCAGGCUGUACAACAUAAAUUCAACGUCAACGAGAAGCAGGCCAUCGACAAGCUGCUUCCGGCGCUCAACUACGCACAGUUUAUCAAUUACAGUGACGAAAUUUUCCAAACGUUCGACGCAACCAAAUACGAUCCAGAAGUGCUAGCCACGCUGACACAUGCUCUACACCUCAAGAAGGGCAAUAACGGAUAUGAUGGGAUUUGCAUGGCGCUCUAUUUUACCUACAUUUACCAGCCUUUUGUCUCGCAGAAAACCGAUGGAAUUUCAAGCGUAGUAGAAGUGCAAAUUGAACCGCGGAAAAUCGUAGAAAACGGCCAAGAAUCGGUGAAGGAAUUCUUAGCUGGAACUCCACUAAAAGGCAAGCCAACUACCAGCCGGAAGAAGGUCAGCAAGAAGGAUGCCUUCGACAAGAUAACUGCCUUGGUCGAAAAGAAGAUCACGUGA
This is a messenger RNA of Lachancea meyersii CBS 8951, 4971 nucleotides long. The record is from the annotation of a GenBank genome assembly. NCBI's taxonomy places the organism in Eukaryota, Fungi, Ascomycota, Saccharomycetes, Saccharomycetales, Saccharomycetaceae.